AACUGAACUUCUUCAGCAACUUUUGGUAGCGAUCAGAACCAUUUACCAUGUAUCUGUCCAUCAUAGUUAGGGAUACUUACGAUCACGUUCACUGUCACGGCAAGAACUGACGCGUUAGUUUUCUAGUUGAUUUACUGUUAAAUUUUACACGUAAAAUUUAUAAAACAAAUGCUAUCUAUUUUAUUUAAAAACACCUAUAAAAUCAACAAAAAAACUUAAAAACAACAACCAAGCCGUGUCUAUUUUAAUCGCUGCCCGUUGAAGAAUCCCAAAGAGAGAUGAAUACCAGAUCGAGAUCGAGGUCGAAAUGAUAAUGAAAAUGAGGAUGUGAUGAUGUAGGGAGGACGAGGUCGAAGACGAAGACGAAUAUGAAGAUGAUGUUGAUGUUGAUGGGUAGCCAGGCUGGAUUCGUUAGGCCCGGACCCACGAGUUGAAUUUGAAUAUGAAUAUGAGUUUUUAAACGAGUUUUGUGAGUUUUGAUGUUCUUUUUUCGUUCGUUAAAUCUCGCAGGACCAGGAGAGAGAGAGGCAAACCUAUAGCAAACUAUUGUUAGGGACAUUUAACUGAGAGCCAAUUAUUUAUCCUUCUAUAAACACAAUAUUUAUCGUUAUGCAUAUCUAUCGUUCGUUAUUCAGUUUCAAUUUCAAUAUCAAUUACGAUUAUCAGUUAUGAGUUAUCAAUAUUAUUGCAAGUUAUCGAGAGUUAGGCUAAUAACAAAGAAACAUUAAGUUCAUUCACUCAAAUUGUUUAAUGCGAAUUUACAUAACUUAAUCACCACCACUACCACAACUUUCUGCUUAUGAACUAUCAAAGCGUUAUAAACCACCCAAAACAAAGAAAACAACAACCCAAUAUGAUAUCUGAAAUAUGAAGAAACGAUCAAACAACCAACCCAGUGUUUCUAGUUAAUGCGUUUCGAAGCUUCGAGGAGGAUCCUCUUCCCCCCCAGGGUGGGGAUGGGGGGGUUUGGAUGAUUUAGUUUGAAUAAGGUACCCAUAACCACUAGUACCUAGGCUGAUCGGAAGAAGCCACACUUUAUACCAUGUAUGUUACUUACACUCAACACUCAACACUCGACACGAGCACACACCACACACCAAUCCAUUUCAAAAUGCAACAUGCAACAAGUUGUUAAAUGCGAAUCGAAUCUUUACUUCAGUAUAAAUUAAGCUAUACACGGCAAAAUGAAGAAUUCUAAACAAAUUAUAACCCGGUCAGAAAUAUUAACAAAAAAAACUAUCUACAAAAAUAGUAAACAAGUAACUGUUUUUAUACAACAUAACUAGAUGAUGAUACGAUGACGAAGUCUUGGAAUAAAGCAUAAGCGAGUCGUCUUGAAAAAACAACUAAUCCAUUGCAGUUUGACUUUCUCAGGGGAGGGGGCUCUCGGGGGUAUGGACCUCGCAAUAUCUGACUCAGCUGAGCCGUGCCGGAAACCAGUUACAGGUCAAAACAAAACCACCGAUAAAACUGGGGAGCCAACAAAGCGGAGCGCAGUGGCAAACUCCCCACACUUGGCCAAGUCGAUGGCCAAAGCCGAAACCUUCGGGGUACUAGUUUUCAGUUUUCAGUCGAGUUUCGAGGCGCACGCAUGCGCAAUACGAUGUGAAAGUCAGCCACGAUUGCCACAUCCAAUUGAAAAUUACUUUUUGCAGUAAUCUGGUUAUUCCGGGAGGGAAAACCAGAACUAUGACUCAAGUGGGACACCUUUUGUGGUUCACGGCAGCCUGCUGGAUUACUUCAUUUUUAAGUGGCGCUGAUGCACAGCAUCUGAUCGCAUAUAUCUCACAAAGAGGUCUGCAUGGAGAGAUUACUUUCCGGCAAAUGAAUGCCACCAGGGUGGAAAUCAAGGCUAGUCUAGAGGCCACUCUUCAGUAUCCCGAUCAAGUAUGGAGUUGGGGAGUACGCCGAUUCCCAGUGGAUUACACUAAUAUCGAUCCCGAAGAUCGUUGCGAACUGAAUCGCUUGGGUUCCCAAGUAGUAAGCUUCGAUGAGGAUCUGGAAUACCUGGUGCUCCCUGGAAAUGAAACUUCCACAUGGGAGCGGAACAUGCAGCUGAUUGGAGAUCGAGGAAUCUGGGGCAAAUCGUUGGUCCUUACGGAGAUCAACUCCAAUGCCAGGAUUUGCGCCACCAUCACCACCAUCCAAAGUUCCGUAGAACAUAUGGCAGAGGCCCGUUUCAACACACCCGUAGCCGGAUCCGUUCACUUCCGUUGGUUGGCUCCGGCGGAAGGAGCUGUUGGAGAUACGUUGAUUUACUCCGAUCUGUACCAUAUCAGGGAACAACCACCGGCUUUGGAGGAGGAUAAAAGUCAAGCGGCAUCUUUCACCCAACACCACUGGAAGAUCUAUGUGACGGACAUCUUUAAGCAUGAUCACCACCGUACCGAGGAUAACUGCAACUUCCUGCAGCUGGUUUUCGAUCCCCAAGGUGGUGGAGCAGGAAAUGGCAUUGGUGAUCUAGAUGCGCGUCUUGGAAGGAUUGGGGUGGCCAAAAAUUCUCUUCGUUCGCCACAGCGCAGUGUUUUUAGGGAUGCUCAGCUGGCUCUGUUGCCUUCAGAUCUCACCAUUCCCCACAGGACCCUCUACUUGGUGCUUUUUGAUAACCAGCAUCCGGAUUCGUAUCUCGCUUGUACCAAGAUUCGGCAUGUCCAACCACUGACAUACAAAACUUUCAUCAACUCCGGCGGUGUCAAGGGGGAAGUAACCUUCAUGCAGCGCUCCAAAUUCGACCCCACUUUCCUCAAUUUCACCUUGGGAGCACCACUUUCCCAGCAUGUCAGUCGAAAGUUUGCCGAAGAUGUGGCCGCCUUCCGGAUACACAGUCUGCCACCAGUGCCACAAAGGAUGGGUCACGAGGACUACUGUCUGACCACUGGAGACAUGCAUAAUCCCCGCGAGACAAAUGACAAUAUACCGCCUCCCGGUUAUGGAACCCAGGAGCAGUAUCCCUUGGGCGAUCUCUCUGGGAAGCUGCAGGGUCGCAACAAGGGUUACUGGCAUCAGUACGUUUUGCCCGGAACGAGUUCCGAGUUAAAUGGCCUCUAUUGGGAUGUCUUCCUGCCCCUUCAAGGACGUCAUAGCAUUGAUCAGAGGAGUUUGGUCAUAUACACAUUCAAUAGAACUGAUGUCUCAAAUAUCACAAAAAGUAUAUGGGGCUGUUCUAGUUUGGGGCAAUAUCAGCGGAAUGGGGUGUAUCAGCAGGACAUGGUUACGGCUCAGGUUCUUUUCCGUUAUCCUGUGGUGGGUCGUGUGAUCUUCCGACAGCCGGCGGAGCAGCCUUGGCAGGACACCACUGUACUAUUUGAGUACCUAAUCCAGGCGGAUGGAUCCACUCAGAAUACGACCUACGAACACCGCUGGGCAAUCCACAGUAAUGCGCCUGGGAAGGACUUUUACGAUUGGCAGCAGCGCUGCAUCUCCGCAGGACCCGUCUAUAAUCCCUUCCGAGUGGACUGGGGCAAUCGUAGUGUGGAUGACUUCUGCCAACCCAACUUGCCCUCGAUGUGCCAAAUGGGCGCCAUGGAUGCGAGGUCGGGCAGACUCACCAUCGCCGGAGGCAGAAGGGUGGCCCAGAAAAUUAGCAGGAGGAUGUUUGUGGAUGGAAAUCUUCCGCUCUCUGGUCGGCAUGGCAUCCUGGGGAAAUCCCUGGUCAUCUAUGAGGAUAGUGGGCCAAAAGCCAGGGGCGAACGAUUGGCCUGCUCCGCGGUGAUUGGACACUUCCGGAGGAAAGUGGUGGCCAAGGAGUGGUACGCCAACGGAGAUCCUUUGACUGUUAGUGGUCGGGUAGAGAUCACCCAGCAAUCGGAGUACGAUGUCAGCAAUGUGGAAGUGCAACUUAAGGGACUGCAAGAUAACACUGGCUAUCACAUUCACAGGACUCCCGUGGAAGCCAAUUUAGCCUUUCCCUGCGAGUCCUCCACUUUAUAUGGCCACUGGAAUCCCUUCGACGUUAGUCCAAAGUCAUCACCUCCUUCUAGAAGGGGCACCACUGACCAAUACGAGAUGGGAGAUCUGAGUGGAAAAUUCGGGGGUCUGGAAGGAGUCACCCAGUUCGAGGAUGCUUACAAUGACACGAAUCUUCCUCUAUUCGGGUACAACAGCAUUAUUGGGCGAUCUGUUGUUAUUCAGAAGAAACAGAAAAAUGCAAGAUGGGCCUGCAGUACUUUGGAGCGUGGCUAUAGUCCCAGCGAGGCCAGGGAACUCAGAGCCAUCGCCUCAUUCCAUCAUCCCACGGGCUAUGCCUAUGGUUACGUUAAGAUGACGCAGCUGAUCCACAAUGAUGGUAGCCAGUCCGAGACAGUGAUCGAGGUGAAGUUACGGCAUCCGGGAAAGAACGAUCGGAACUCCACGAGGAACCACAAUUGGCAGAUCUUUGUUAAUCCCGUGGGAGUGGAUGCAGCCGUAAAGCCCACAAACACACGUUGUGUGGCUGGGGGAUACGUUUGGAAUCCCUACUAUACACAGCUGGCAGAUCCUUUAAAUCUGGAUCUGUAUGAGCAGGAAUGCAGUCCCGAUAAUCCUCUGCGCUGCUACGUGGGCGAUGUGGGCGCUCGUUUGGGAACUAUAGAUCUUGGUGGUGAACGCGUAGUCCUAACCGACUCCAACUUUCCUUUGGAGGCACCUGUAGGAGCCAUUGGACGAUCCAUUGUGAUCUUUGGACCCGAUCACUCCCACGAGCGAUUUGCCUGUGCGAAUAUUGAGCCCGAUCACAAUGUCAUUAAAUACAUAAACCUUCAAAAGCCACCUCGCUUCGUGGUUGCCCAGUUUCUGGAGGAAUUGCGAUCCGUGAUGGGAAUCCCAGAGUGGAUGUUGGAUGUGGAUGCCCGAAAGACCAAGGAACUGCAUGGCGGCGCCUGCAUCCAGAUGAUUAUCCACUUCAAGGGCCCUCUGGCCCAUCGCCUGGAGUUGGAUAUGUCCCGUUUGAUAGCCGCCGGUAGAUUGGAUGCUCCCAGUUUGUUUAUUCCAGGUUACGUGAACCAAAAGCGAAAGGCCACCAUAUCAUAUCGCACCUGCGGAGUUAGGGAUACCAAUGAGAAACGCACCAAAAACUUCAGGGGCGGUUUUUACUCUACAAGCUCAGCUCCAACCGAACCAAAGCCUUUCUUUUUAGCUUUCGUAGUCAUCGGCUUAGCCCUUAGGUUCCUGUAAAUUGUAUAGCAUUUUAUUAUUAUUAAAAAUCUGUCAGUAUAUUUCUGUACUUAAUACUCAAAUCGAGUUUCAAUAUCAUUGUAGUCAUAGCUUCUAGAUGUCUGUAAAUUUGAGGGCUUAUAUUUUAGAAAAAAUAAUUUAUUUAUGCCUGUAAAUACUCAAUAAAUAAAUUUUUAAAAACUGUACAGUA
Messenger RNA from Drosophila rhopaloa, 5341 nucleotides. RefSeq lists its product as uncharacterized. Gene Ontology annotation, biological process: superoxide metabolic process. Gene Ontology annotation, molecular function: metal ion binding. The record is from RefSeq and is a predicted model, not a curated record. Bases 1690 to 5151 code for a protein of 1153 amino acids. Lineage: Eukaryota; Metazoa; Arthropoda; Insecta; Diptera; Drosophilidae. The transcript has 10 exons.